GUAAGCAGACAGACAACGCCCCAAUGCUUGUCCACAACUGUUCAGUCAGUCAGUGUGUGUAUCAACAUGGCAGAGGCAACUUUGGGUCAGGAUCCCUUCUGCUGUUCAAUCUGUCUGGAUGUACUGAAGGAUCCAGUGACUACUGCCUGUGGACACAGUUACUGUAUGGGCUGUAUUAAGGGCUGCUGGGAUCAGGAAGAUCUGAAAGGUGUCUACAGCUGUCCACUGUGCAUGGAAAGCUUCAUCCCAAGACCUGUUUUGAGGAAAAACAUCUUAUUGGUUGAAUUAAUGGAGAAACAGAAGAAGACAGGAUUAAAAUCUGCUCCUCCAGCUCUCUGUUAUGCUGGACCUAGAGAUGUGGAGUGUGAUUUCUGCACUAGGAGGAAACUCAAAGCUGUCAAGUCCUGCCUGGUGUGUCUGGCAUCUUACUGUGAGACUCACCUCCAGCCUCACUUUGAAUCCCCUGCCUUUCAGAAGCACAAGCUGGUCAAAGCCUCCACACAACUCCAGGAGAAGAUCUGCUCUCAUCAUGACAAACCACUGGAGGUUUACUGCCGUACCGAUCAGCAGUGUAUCUGUUAUCUGUGUACAAUGAAUGAACAUAAAGGCCAUGAUACAGCUGCAGCAGAAAGGACUGAGAAACAGAAACAGUUGGUAGAGAAUCAGCAGAAAUCCCAGGAGAGAAUCCAGCAGAAAGAGAAGGAGAUGCAGGAGCUGAGACAGGCUGUGGUCUCUCUGAAGCUCUCUGCACAGGUAGCGGUGGAGGACAGUGAGAGGAUUUUUACUGAGCUGAUCUGUUCCAUUGAAAGAAGGAACUCUGAGGUGAAGCAGCAGAUAACAGCCCAGGAAAAUGCUGAAGUGAGUCGGGCUAAAAGGCAGCUGGAGCAGCUGGAGCAGGAGAUAGCUGAGCUGAGGAGGAGAGAUGCUGAGCUGGAGCAGCUUUCACACACAGAGGAUCACAUCCAUUUCUUCCAGAGUUUUCAGUCUCUCUGUGUCCCCCCUGGAUCUGAUGCCUUACCCAGCAUAUCUGUCAAUCCACACAUAUCUUUUCAUUUUGUGAAGAAUUUUGUAUCUGAGGUGACAGAACAACUAGAGGAUAUCUGCAAGAAGGAAAUUGCCAAACUAUCAUGGGAAGCACCUCCCUCUGACUACUUCAUGGAUGCCAUUCCACAUACUUCUUAUUACAAUUCCAACCAAUUGGCAGGGCGGAGACCCAGCCCUCGCUGGAUAACCCAACAACAAUAUUUUCAGAACAAGCAAGCGACCUUCAGCACUGUGAGGCCCAAUGUGUCUCACAUGGUGACCCCUCAUCGCAUGGCCGCCCAGGCUGCACCUGCUGUAACCCCAGUGCACAUGCCUCAGUACAAGUAUGCUGCAGGAGUGAGCAAGCCUUCAUACAUUCAUACACUUCCCCAGGUUGUUAAGCAGCAGCCUGCUGUCCCUGUGCAGGAGGACCAGGAGCCUCUGACUGCCUCCAAGCUGGCUGCUGCUCCUCCUCAGGAACAGAAGGAAAUGCUGGGUCAACGCCUCUACCCGCUCAUCCAGAACAUGCACCCCAGUCUGGCAGAAGAUCACUGGCAUGUUGCUGGAGAUUGACAACUCUGAGCUGCUCUACAUGCUGGAGUCUCCAGAGUGUCUCCGCUCCAAGGUGGAUGAAGCUGUGACUGUGCUGCAUGCUCACCAGGCCAAACAGGCAACAAUGAGACAAGAAAAACUAAAGAAAAGGAAAUAAUUUGAUUCAG
Molecule: messenger RNA, 1742 nt
Organism: Oncorhynchus mykiss (rainbow trout)
Lineage: Eukaryota; Metazoa; Chordata; Actinopteri; Salmoniformes; Salmonidae
Product: E3 ubiquitin-protein ligase TRIM47
Molecular function (GO): zinc ion binding; RNA binding
Source: RefSeq, a predicted model, not a curated record